AGAGAAUGUUGUACCGAAGACACAAGACCUGAGACUUGUGUUAUUCUAGCAGCUGAACUGACCCCAGCGUCUUCUGAGCGGCCGUGGUGCCGGAAGCAGUCUGGCCUACAGAGUUAUGGAUUCAUUAACAGAUCCUACUGUAUGCUCUGACAGCUAUGACCACAAUGGUCCACCCACAAAUGAAUUAUCAGGCACGAACCUGGAGGCACGUAUCAAUGAAAGUCCCGAUCCGAAUGCCCUGGAGGGAGUCAUCAUUGAUAGAAGUCCCAGUGACAGUACACAGACAAAUGAAUUUAAAGGAGCAACCAAGGAGACACUUACGAUUGAAACCCCACACAGCCGUGAAUGUAAAGGAGCAGGCCUGUUGUCACCUGUCAGUAAAAGUAUGUUAGAACGACUUUCCAAGUUUGAAGUUGAAGAUGCUGAAAAUGUUGCUUCACAUGACACCAAGAUUAAGAAAAUUGUGCGUUCAAUUGUAUCAUCCUUUGCAUUUGGAAUAUUUGGAGUUUUCCUGGUCUUACUGGAUGUCACUCUUCUCCUUGCCGACCUAAUUUUCAAUGAUAGCAAACUUUAUAUUCCUUUGGUGUAUCGUUCUAUUUCUCUAGCUAUUGCCUUAUUUUUUCUCAUGGAUGUUCUUCUUCGAGUAUUUGUUGAAGGGAGACAGCGGUAUUUUUCUGACUUACUUAACGUUUUAGAUACCGCCAUUAUUGUGACUCCUCUGCUGGUUGAUGUCGUUUACAUUUUUUUUGACAUUAAGUUUCUUAGGAAUAUUCCCAGAUGGAUACAUUUAGUUCGACUUGUACGACUUAUUAUUCUGAUAAGAAUUUUUCAUCUGAUUCAUCAAAAAAGACAACUUGAAAAGCUGAUGAGAAGGCUGGUUUCAGAAAACAAAAGGCGAUACACAAGGGAUGGAUUUGACCUAGACCUCACUUAUGUUACAGAACGUAUUAUUGCUAUGUCAUUUCCAUCUUCUGGAAGGCAGUCUUUCUAUAGAAAUCCAAUUGAGGAAGUCGUGCGGUUUCUGGAUAAGAAACAUCCAAAUCACUAUCGAGUCUAUAAUCUAUGCAGUGAAAGAGCUUAUGAUCCUAAGUACUUCCAUAAUAGGGUCAGCAGAAUCAUGAUUGAUGAUCAUAAUGUCCCCACUCUACAUGAGAUGGUGGUUUUCACCAAGGAAGUAAAUGAGUGGAUGGCUCAAGAUCCUGCAAACAUCGUAGCAAUUCACUGUAAAGGAGGCAAAGGAAGAACUGGAACUAUGAUUUGUGCCUUCCUUAUUGCCUCCGAAAUAUUUUUAACUGCAGAGGAAAGCCUGUAUUAUUUUGGAGAAAGGCGAACAGAUAAAACCAACAGCAGUAAAUUUCAGGGAGUAGAAACUCCUUCUCAGAAUAGAUAUGUUGGAUAUUUUGCACAAGUGAAACAUCUCUACAACUGGAAUCUCCCCCCGAGACGGAUACUCUUUAUAAAAAGAUUCAUUAUUUAUUCGAUUCGUGGCGGUGUAUGUGAUCUAAAAGUCCAAAUAGUAAUGGAGAAAAAAGUUGUCUUUUCCAGUACUUCAUUAGGAAAUUGUUCGAUAUUGCAUGACAUUGAAACAGACAGAGUGUUAAUUGAUGUAUUCAACGGUCCCCCUCUGUAUGACGACGUGAAGGUACAGUUUUUCUCUUCGAAUCUUCCUAAAUACUAUGACAAUUGUCCGUUUUUCUUCUGGUUCAACACAUCUUUUAUUCAAAGUAACAGGCUUUAUCUACCAAGAAAUGAAUUGGAUAAUCCACAUAAACAAAAAACAUGGAAAAUUUACCCACCACAAUUUGCAGUGGAGGUACUUUUUUGUGAGAAGUGACUUACAAUUUCGUUGUAGCUGGAUCCGAUUAAGUAUAGUUUCCCCUUCCCCUUCUGGGAAAGAAUUAUGUUCUUUCCAACCCCUGCCACAUGUUCAUAUGUCCUAAAUCUUCCUUGAUGAUAUAUCUGUAUUUAUAUAUGUUUACAUAUGUUCUUGAUAAAUCUAUUAAAUAUAUAGAGAUAAAA
Mandrillus leucophaeus (drill) is the source of this 2019-nucleotide messenger RNA. It is a transcript of the gene TPTE2, whose product is annotated as transmembrane phosphoinositide 3-phosphatase and tensin homolog 2. The record is from RefSeq and is a predicted model, not a curated record. The transcript is spliced from 23 exons. Lineage: Eukaryota; Metazoa; Chordata; Mammalia; Primates; Cercopithecidae. Gene Ontology annotation, cellular component: membrane; cytosol. Gene Ontology annotation, molecular function: phosphatidylinositol-3,4,5-trisphosphate 3-phosphatase activity; protein tyrosine phosphatase activity; monoatomic ion channel activity. Gene Ontology annotation, biological process: monoatomic ion transport; protein dephosphorylation; transmembrane transport. Bases 116 to 1834 code for a protein of 572 amino acids.